Molecule: messenger RNA, 2520 nt
Organism: Rotaria sp. Silwood1
Lineage: Eukaryota; Metazoa; Rotifera; Eurotatoria; Philodinida; Philodinidae
Source: the annotation of a GenBank genome assembly
AUGGCAUUAGAAUAUUAUUUGGAAAUAAAAACUCCUAAUUCAAAAGUAACUGUGAUUGGAAGUAAUCCAGUAAAACGUGAAUUAAUACUUGGUUUUGAAGAUGGAUCUGUACAAACAUUUGAUCAUGAAUCAGGUGAACUUAUUCAACAUUGUUAUAAGCAUAGAGGAUGGGUUACUGCUCUAUGUGCACUUCCGGAAGCUAGAGCUUUUUUUUCAAGUGGUAAUGAUUCAACAGUUGUUACAUAUAAUGCCAUCGGUGCUGUUGUUGAUAAACUAAAUAUUGGUUCUGUAGCUUAUUCAAUUUGUUUUCAUUCUCGUUUGAAACAAGUUAUUUUUGGUAUACCAGAAGGUAUUCAAUUUCAUAAAUAUGAAUUAAAUAAUGUAACUGGACAAAUUAUUGAUAGUAUACCAUUGUAUAUAAUAUGUGAACAUGAUGAUAUAACAACAGGUGUUUUAAUGCUUGAUAAAUUAUAUUCAGUUGGUUUUGAUGGUAAAUUAAUUAUAUAUGAUUGUCCAUUUGGUGGUUCACCAUCCGUUGCAAAAAAAUUAGAUCAUGCACAUGAUGCUGGAAUCACAUGUUUAAUAGCACAAAAAAAUUCUUUAGAUAAUAAUGAAUGGUUAAUGACUGGUUCAUUUGAUAAAACAGCAAAAGUAUGGAGUCUUGAUGGAAAACUUAUUUUUAAAUUUAUUGAUUUUACACAACCAGUUACAGGAUUAACUUAUGUUCAUGCAACAAAAACUGUUUGGAUUGCUGCUGGUAAUAGUUUUGCUCAUGUAUAUGAUCCAAAAAAUGGUGAAAAUGUAUCAAGUUUUAUUGAUACGUUUCUCAAUGUUGAAGAUAAUGAACUUCGUUAUAGUUAUUUUCUUAUUCUUCUUCGAUAUAUACCAGAAUUAAAUAUUCUUAUAGCUUCAACAAAUAUUAAACAAUGUCUUGGAUGGCGUUAUAAUAAUACUGGUUGUAUAUCAUGUUUGAAAGUAAAAUCACCAUUAGAAAGUGUUUGUUACACAAAAAAAUCACCAAUAUUGAUGUUUACGGGUGAUUCCGAAGGUAAUGUACAUAAAUGGGAACAAAUGCAAUCAAAUCAAAUAAUGUAUUCAAGUGAACGUUUACUUAAAUUUGAGGGUAAAAAAAAUUUAAGUGAUGUCAUGGUACAAGCUAUAUCAUUGGGAGAUACAAAAAAUAUUGCUAAUACUAAUAAUAAAAAUAAUAACAAAGAAUCUACAACAAAUCAAAAACGAGUAACAUCUGCAAAUCGUAUAAAAACAGUUGAAGAACGUUUACCAGCUUAUUAUGUACGUUCACGUUCUGCAGCUAAACUACGUGAAAAAGAACGUGGCAUUGGUGGUUAUGUAUCACAAUAUGCACAUUUACAGAAAAAAAAUGAUACAAAUACGUUAAGCAAUAUAAAAAAAACAGCAACUGGAAAAUCAAUUCUUCGAAUAUUAUUUGUUGAAAAAUUUGAUUUAAUUAUAGCAGCUAGUGAAGAUAGAAAUAUUUAUGUUUGGGGAUUUGAUUUAGAAGCAUUAAAAGCAUUAACUACAUUACGUGAUCAAUCAAAUGAUAUUAAUCAUCUUCCAGACGAGGGUGCUGAAGUUGCAAAUCGUGUUGUUGGUUUUACAUUACGUAAAAUAUUUAGUGAACACGAUAGUCUUGUUACUUCAUUAGCACUUAUCGAUGAUGUCGAAUCAUUUGGUGGUGUUUAUUUACUUAGUUCUGGAUGGGAUCGACGCAUAUAUAUUUGGGACUUAACUCAUUUUACUCUUUUUUCAAACUAUACUAAUCCAAAAGCAGAACAUAUAGACGAAAUGUUAUCGGCAGCAUCUGGAAGUAUUCAUGAUAUGGAUUAUAGUCCAACAUUGAAAUAUUUUGCUUAUGCUUCCAGUGAUAUGUGUGUUUAUGUUCGAAAAUUUUCACCAAGAGGUUCUGACAUGGAUCUUAUGUAUAAACUUCAGACAAAAAUUGAUUCAGAAGUUACGUGCGUUAAAUGGAAUUUUAUAACAAAUCAAUGGGUUACUGGAAUGGAAAAUGGAGAAAUUCGAAUAUGGGAAACAAACGGUGAAUUUAAACAAGCAAUUAAUGUUCGAGGAAGUAUACAUACGAUUGCUAUUGAUGAUGUUCAAAAAGCACUUUUAAUUGGUACUCAAGAUACAUUAAAAGUAUUUGAUAUGGAAGAAUAUACAUGUGUACAAACGAAUGAGGGACAUACAGAUGUUAUUCGAGAUGUUUUGUUUAUUCCGGAAAGAAAUCAAUAUAUCACUGUUUCAUUGGAUCGUACAAUGCGUAUAUGGAAUGCUUGGUCACCUGAACCAUUACGAAAAAAAGUUGCUGAUAUUGAUCCGAAAAAAAAAUUUGCAGAAGAACUUUGGGAACAAAUUCGUAACUGUGUAAAAAAUUCAAUUGAAGUUGAAGAUGCAAAUAGUAUUGUUGAUAAAUAUUUUCAAAAACGAUAUGAACAAAAACGUUUAUCAAUUACGGAUGAUCAUCAACAAUCACGACAAGUGUCUUUUCUUAAUCCAUAA